AACUAACCUUAGCAAUAACAAAAGUGACGUACAGCGGCGCGUCCGUGGCGGUUCCGCUUCUGCGCAUGCGUGCCCUAGUGGCCUGCUUCUAUUUACGUGGGGGGGCUGCAAGAUGGCGGCGUUGUUAGCGGCGAGGAGAGGCUAGAAGAAGUGGGGAGGUACUCCGACCCGGUUAAGGGGAGGGAACGGGAGGAGCCGGAGCCGUGGGUGGUAAGGCAGGGUCACCGAACAGGUGGGAAGGGGGGUGGGGGGUUAGAUGAUGGCGGAGCCACGCCGGGUGCCGUUCAUUAGUCUGUCACCCGUGAGGCGUCGAGAAGGCGAGACCCCGGUGCUCGAGCGAGAGCCUGGAGGGGCUCGCGAGGCGGAGCAGCAGCCAUUGGUGCAUGAGGCCCUGAAACAGCCAGAACAGCAACAGCAACAUCAUCCCCACCACCACCACCACGACAGCGGUCGGGCAGAGGCGCCGCCGCCGCCGCCGCCGCCUUUCGAUUCCACUCUUCGGCCGGAGUCCCAGUCGCUGCCAUUGCCGCGGGAGAUCAGCCGGCCCGAGCAAACGCCGAAGCCGCUGCUGCCACCUCAGCGUGAGCCUCCAAGGCCAGAACCGCCGCCUCCACCUCACCAGCACUUACAGCGCGAAGGCAACCGGCAGGAGUCGCCAACGCCACCGGUAGUACCGCGCCAUACGGUUCGGCUGGAGUUGGUGCUAAAGGAUCCAACCGAGGAAAGCUGUGUGGAGUUCAGCUAUCCUGAGUUGCUGUUGUGUGGCGAGCCACGGAAAAAGUCUGCUCUUACUGAAGAUCCAUUUAAUGAUGAAGAGCGUGACAGGCAGGAAGUGGAAAGGCUGGCUAAGGAAUUUGAAACGAAAUAUGGUGGGAAGUCCCACAAGCAUCGGAAAGAUCGUCUUCAGGAUUUAAUAGAUAUAGGUUACGGAUAUGAUGAAACUGAUCCUUUCAUUGACAAUUCAGAGGCUUACGAUGAAUUGGUUCCUGCAUCCUUGACUACUAAAUAUGGAGGCUUCUAUAUAAACACUGGAACUUUGCAAUUCCGCCAAGCAUCAGACUCUGAGGAGGAAGACUCUAUAGGGAACAAAAAGCAUCGACCAUCUAAAGUACCUAAACUGAAAGAUGAGGAGGACCACAGCAUAAAGAAACGCAAACGGAAAGAGGAAGAAACAGAGAAGGAGAAGGAUAAAAAGCCUCGGAAAAUGAAAGUUUCAAAGCAGCUGGGGGUGAUGGCCUUAAAUUCACACAAAUCUGAAAAGAAGAAAAAAAAGCUGUACAAGGAUUCUUUUUCACUGGCUGCAAUGAUCAGAAAAUUUCAGAAGGAAAAAGAAGGCUUUAAGAAGAAAGAUGAUACAGUAAAUCCCACAGUGGCAGUUACUAGUUCUACACCUAAUAAACUUCCUGUUCCUCCCAUCUCUGGUGGAAAUGAUGUGUCUGACUUGAACCUUAGCAUCACAGAUCCAGUUCUUUCCAUUUUCGGUACCACAAAUGAACGUGAGCUCCUGCAGGAAGCCGAAAGUGCCCUGGAGAUGCUAGGAGAUAUUGAUUUUGAUCGGUUGCUUGAUGGGACCUCUAAUGGCAGUCCAGUAUCUGAGCCUUCAGGAGAGAAUGGAAAUGUCACCCAGCCCCCCUAUUCCUCUGAGGUCAUGACACUGAAACAGGUACCUGCCCUCCCAGAAGGUCUGCCAGCACAUUUAGAAAAGCGUGUGGAAGACCUUAGAGCUGCUGCCAAGCUCUUUGAUGAAGAAGGCAGAAAGAAAUUCUUCACACAGGACAUGAAUAAUAUCUUACUUGAUAUUGAGUUGCAGUUACAGGAACUGAGUCCUGCCAUCCGCAGUGGAGUAUAUUCUCACCUGGAGGCUUUUGUGCCAUGUAAUAAGGACACACUAAUAAAGCGUUUGAAGAAACUGCACCUUAAUGUCCAGGAUGACCGUUUGAAGGAACCAUUGCAAAAAUUGAAAUUGGCUGUCAGCUGUGUCAUGCCUGAACAACUCUUCAAAUAUCAGGAGGACUGCCAGGCACAUAGUCAGGCCAGGAAUGCCAAAAUGCAAGCAGAAGAUGAGCGAGACAAGAAUGGCUCUGAGGAGGAAGAUGAUGAGAAACCAGGAAAAAGAAUUGCGGGACCAAGAAAGAAAUUCCGCUGGGAUGAGACAGUAAGAGCAUUGUUGUGUAACCUUGUCAAGAUAAAGCUGGGAUGUUAUGAGCUAGAGCCAAAUAAAAGCCAGUGUGCAGAAGAUUACCUCAAGACCUUUAUGGAAACGGAGGUGAAGCCACUUUGGCCAAAAGGCUGGAUGCAAGCUAGAAUGUGCAGGCCCAGGUAUGCAAGACAAAGACAAGCCACAGAACAUCAGCUUAGGAUGCUUUUUAAAGAAAGCCGAAGUGUUCAUAAUCACCUCACAUCUGCUCCAGCAAAGAAGAAGGUGAUUCUGGCACCUAAACCCAAAGCAAAGGACUCUAGUCCAAAGAAGGAGCAGAGAACCUGUGCCCCUUUUGCUUCAACCUGUGUUCUUGCUUCAAGUACCAGCACACCUGUAACUGCUCUGGCCAGUUCUAGCUGUAUACCAGCUCCAGAGACAAUCUGUUUGGAUGACUCACUAGAUGAAGAUCUUUCUUUCAACCCACCUUCAUUAGAUUCUAUUUCUGAUGCUCUGGCAGUUAUUAAUAAUGGAGCCAAGAGUUCUCCGGUUGGGCCCUCUGUAGAGACACCAACUUCAAGACCUCGGCCUGGAUUGAGAGAAGAGAAAUUAGCAAGUAUAAUGAGCAAGUUACCUCUAGCAUCCUCAAAAAAGGUAGAGACAGCUCAGACACCACAUUCUUCAAGUCUUAUAGCUGGGCACACAGGAUCAGUACCAAAGAAAUCUCAAGAUUUACUUCAGACUGGUAUCUCUUCAGGCCUUAUUGCUGGAUCUUCUAUUCAAAACCCCAAGGUAUCCUUGGAGCCCUUGCCAGCCAAGCUUCUACAGCAAGGAUUACAGAGGUCAAGCCAAAUUCAAGCUGCAUCCUCUUCACAAACUCAUAUUUCAUCCUCCUGUAAGGUCCCAGCCACAACUUCUCCCGCUUCACAGAGGCCGAAGGAUACAGCUGGGCUUGUAACUUCUUCAGAAGUUCAAAACUGUGGCUCUUCAACAUUACAAGUGACAAAGGUUCACCAGCAAUCAGCUGCCCAACAAAAAUAUGUGUCCCCUUUACAAGCAACUAUUAGUAAAUCUCAGACCAACCCUGUGGUAAAACUAAGUAGCAAUCCCAAACUCUCUUGUUCUUCCCCAGUUUCUAAGACUUCAGAUAAACCAGUAAUAUAUCGCCUUCCUUUGUCAAGCACCACUUCUGUAAGUAGUUCUCAAAUGGCUCACCCACUUGUGUCUCGGACAACGUCCAGUACCUCUACCUCUAGUAACUAUUUAGCCAAGGCCAUGGUAUCACAAGUUUCUACCCAGGGUUUCAAGCCUCCUUUCUCUAUGGCUUCCUCCCCCAAACCUGCUGCUUCUCCCAAGCCCACAAUGUCCAAGCCUUCUGUAACACCCAAGUCUACUGUGUCUCCUAAACUCUCUUCAUCUAAGUCCACCUCAGCUCCCAAGCCCAUGUCAUCUUCUAGUUCUUCCAGUUCAAGUGCACUAAUAUCCCAGAGUAUUCACUCCAGCAGCAACAAUUCCCUUCAUAAACAGCCCACUGGAGCCAAUGUCAGCAGGCAGUCGCCUACAGUUAAUUUACUGCCCUCUAACCACACCUCAGGCCUUCAACCAGCAAAGAAUCCUCAGGCCCCUUCAAAAUUAUCCAACUCUUCUGCCUCUGGAACUGUUGGCAAAAAUAACUUGAGUGGAGUUGGAUUGAAUGUAUCUGUCAACAGGGGUAGCAACCUUAAUUCAAGUGGAGCUAAUAGGACUAAUCUCUCUGCGGCAACAGGAAGUGGAACACAGGGUGCUACUAAACAAUUGUCAACUCCACAUAAACCAUCUUCUGCUUCAGGGUCUACAGUUAUCCCAGCCAGUGUGCAGCUAGUGAUGUGGGGUGGAGAAAACACACUGUUACAAAGAUCAACAACAGGUGCGUCAUUACUGGCAACUGCUUCACCAUUGACUCUCAUGACAUCACCCCUGUCUGUCACCAAUCAGAAUGUGACAUCUGCUCCAUUGGCUUCUUUUGGGAUGCUGGGUAGCCUUGGUCAUGUGACUAUGCCCUUUCAGUUUCCAUUGGACCUACUUGGCUUUGGAACAGAUACAGCUGGAGUGACAGCCACGUCUGGAUCUACCUCAGCGGCUUUCCACCACAGCCUAGCUCAGAAUUUACUAAAGGGUUUACAACCAGGAGCUCAGCAUGCAGCAGCAUUGUCUCACACACCUCUGCCUGCUCAUUUGCAGCAAGCUUAUACAGAUGGAGGCCAAAGUAAAGGGGAAACUAAACUACAGAGGAAAACCCAGUGAUAUCCUGAUAAGCAAGGGAGUUAAAGUGGUUCUGCAUUGCUGAUGGAGACUGACCAGUUGGGAAAAUGCUUAUGUGGACACAGAGCUGCUGUUUCUGUCAAUGUUUACAUAUUCUGAUUCCAAGCACUGUGGUGAGAAGAAAAGGAGGAAGAAGAAAAAGAAAAGGAAAACAAUACUUGAUCAAAGAGAGAAGGAAAAGGAGGAAAGUGUUCUUGUAAAAUCAACUCAUAGAUCAAUUUCUCCUAAAGAACUCCUAAAGCCUUUUGUCCUUUCUGAGUUGUUCAGAGGGGAUUGGCUGAAAAAGUCCAGUUGUCAAACCUACAGCAGCACAAACCUUCUUUUCAGACUGGUGGAAGAUCUGUAAAGAGAAGCAAAAAUAGAGGUCACCAUUCAUCCUGUUAGUGGAGGCCCCAGGGAAGUCUAUAAGAUAGGAACAGUCUGCACAGAUUUGAAUAAAGUCAGGUAUAGAAGGGAAGAAAAUAUUUUUCCACAGAAAGCUAAGGCUGUCCAUGAUUUCUCUUUGAAGACCGUAAAGAUUACAAAUGUCUCAUUCUGGGGAAUCUUUCAUGUAGGAAAUACCAGUGAGCAGCACAGAGGUUUUUCUUUCAGAGGUUUAACUGGAGGAAGGGCAAGUUGGAGUGUUUCUUGUAAUAUUUCCACUCUUUAGGGAAUGUAGAAUCUCCCAUAUAUAGUGUGAGACUAAUUUGGCUUCAUUAAACCAGAUCUCAAUGUAGGUAUCUUCUGAAAAAAAGAAAAAAAUGCCAUUAGCCUUGCUGUAAUACUUCAGAGUUGCCUUACUUUUCAUAAAUUGACAUAGUUCAGAAAUAUCUAGUUGCUAUCCUUUGUGGAGAUAGUCGUCUCUGUCAUUCUUCUCAUUCUGGUAGCUCUGAAAAAGUCACACACUGUAUUAAUUCCAGUAAAUAAAAAGAUACACAAAGGUUG
Pogona vitticeps (central bearded dragon) is the source of this 5362-nucleotide messenger RNA. RefSeq names its product ubinuclein 2 (gene UBN2). NCBI's taxonomy places the organism in Eukaryota, Metazoa, Chordata, Lepidosauria, Squamata, Agamidae. The record is from RefSeq and is a predicted model, not a curated record. Gene Ontology annotation, cellular component: nucleus. Gene Ontology annotation, biological process: chromatin organization.